Molecule: messenger RNA, 1909 nt
Organism: Candoia aspera
Lineage: Eukaryota; Metazoa; Chordata; Lepidosauria; Squamata; Candoiidae
Product: adenosine receptor A1-like
Exons: 1
Coding region: 430-1512 (360 amino acids)
Biological process (GO): G protein-coupled receptor signaling pathway
Cellular component (GO): plasma membrane
Molecular function (GO): G protein-coupled receptor activity
Source: RefSeq, a predicted model, not a curated record
GCAGGACUGAUAGGAUGUUCUGGUGACAGAUCCCCACUCGGUGUUUCAAAUCCAGUAAUUGAAAAUGUUGAUAUGCAUUGUUUGUAUAUUAGCACAAACCACGGAUCAGUGUAACUGAAUUCCUCCCUGGCGCUCAUGUUCCUUCUGACUCUCUUUGAUACAUGCAGAAGAUGAGUUAUUUCAGAGCCCUUCCUGUCUAAAUUUUGCUCAGGUGCUUCACGUGCGUACAGGCUAUGUGACUGCACCAGCUGAUCUGAGCUUUCAUUGCUGAACGGUUUACUGACAUGGACUUCCCUAGGAAUUGUUCAUUUCUGGGCCACGCAUUGGCAAACUGCUAGCCUGUAGAGCCUCUUCCGUGGCACUUUGAAGGUGGAGCUCCUUGGCCGGCAUCUUUCUGUUUCUCCCUGGGAAGGAAAGAGAACCCGGUCGAUGUUGGGAAACAGCAGCAGCAACAGGAGCCCCAACAGUACAGACUGCAGACUGGCCUUUGCUGGAGAGGUCUGCCAGCUGCUCUUCAUGGUCCUCCUGAUCGUUGCUAUCACCCUUGGAAACCUGGUGAGUCUCCUGGUUUUCUUCUGUGUAAGGCAAUUCCAAACCCCCCAAAGCUACCUAAAGGCCUCUUUGGCUCUUGCUGAUUUGGCUGUGGGGCUCAUUGUAGUACCUUACUCAGUUUAUCAGGAGGCGAACAUGUUGGCCUAUGGGACACGGCAAGAGAGGAGUCCAGCUGGCUGGCCAGCCUGUUUGAUCACUGGCCCUAUCUUUGCAGGGUGCACCUUCGUCUCAAUCAGCACCAUAUUUCUGCUUUCCGUGGAGAGGACUAUCGCUGUGCUGAAGCCCCUGCACAGGAAAGCUGUGAUUACCAAGCGCAGAAUCACUUGGUUCAUUCUGGGAUCCUGGAUGCUGAGUUUUUCCUUGGCAGUGACACCUCUGCUCUCAAUUCCGAAUAUCACCUUCGAGUACAAUUCCUGCAGUAAGAUGUGCAACUAUGGCUUUCCUCCAGACAAGUUGUUGAAGUCCAAUUGGAACGUCAUGCUCCUGUACCCAGUAUUUGACUUCACCCUCUUGGGUGGCACUUUUGUUGUCAACACCAUCACAUUUGCCACCCUCCGGCAGUACCACAAGAUGCGGAAGCAACUGAGAGAAGAGCCCCAGGCAGGCAACAGGCUCACUUAUUCAGAUGCCACUGCUGCCAAGACCAUUGGCAUCCUGACCUUUGCGUUCUCUGUUUCUUUUGUUCCCAUUGCUGUAUUUGUUGUGGGCACAGUGAUGGGCUAUGAGUGGUGCCAGUUCUCCUUCUAUGCUUUCUGGAUCCUUGCUUCCAACAGCUGUUGGAAUGUGGCUAUCUACAGUGUUUGGGACCCCAAGUUCCGGCAAGGGGUUCGGGAGAUGUUCUGCAAACAAAUGCUGAUAGCCACCUCCCAGCAGCAUCCCAGUCACUCGCUGGAAGGGCACAGUUCUGCCCCUGCUUGUGUGGUGGUCCUCAAGGAGAUGCUCCGCCCAGAGACUAGCUAGUGGCAGAGUUGGUAUCUGCCGUUUUGAAAUAGGUGACUGCUUUGUCCGUGCCUCUGAGCAGUCUGGGUUUUUAGCUGGAGAUUCUGGGUUUUUCAAUAACCAUUUUCCUAUUCAGCUGUUGCAGCUUGAUGGAAUGGCUUUUCCCCCAAAGUAUGUGCCUUCUUAAUGCCAGAUUUUUCUUUCUGUUCAUUGGAUUGGAGCCCGUUGACCUUUGUACAGCAAAUGUAGAAUGAAUUUAUGAGGAUGCCUUGCAGUGUUGGAAACACAUUGCACUUUUAAAAAUUGCUGCUAGAUGAAUACCUUAAUGCAGAGCAGCUAUUUAUCCGUAAUUCAUAGUCCAUAUAAAGAUAUCAGCAAUCCGGGUUCCGAUUUAGAGGAAAAAAUGUGAAGAGAAAGA